GCUCAGUAGAAAGUGCAGAGCGGAGACGUGCUGGCCUGAGCUGUCCGUAGUGCGAGCUGUGAAAUUACCUUUCUUUUUUAUUCGAUGAGCAAUUUGCAAAAGUUGUGUGUCAAUGCCAAAAAUUAGCAACACGGAUGCCAAACAGAAAUUGUUGAAGCAAGCAAGAUUGGGAAAAAAUCUGUCAUCCAAAAAAGGAUCGCGUACGGGUAAUUCGGCCAACAACAAGGAACUUAAAGUGCUCACUCUCUUGCAAACUGUACCGUGAACUUUGAACUCUCGCAGAGACCUAUUGGAAGCGCAGCUUUGUGUAAUCGGCAGAAAUUUCUCAUCAACAAAAAGAUAAAAUGGUCUAUACCGAGCGAACUGACAAGUGCUUGAGCAGCACCGCCAAGGAUAAUCCCUCCUCGAAAGUCCAAAGUCCCUCAAAGCAUACUACUGGCUCAGGAUCGGCAGCCGGAUCAGGGUCCAGCUGGAGCAGUCAAGCUUCAAAUGCCGAGAAGUGGAAGUACAACUCUAUGGUGAAGAACGACCGCGAUAAGUUCAAUGGAAUGCAUUUCUCCUAAACCAGAAUCUCAACUAUACUGGGGUCGGGUAUGCAUGACGUUGUAACUUAAAGCUGGUUACUUGUUUCGCUUUAGAAUAGUUAUAUGGACUUAGGUAUAGCAAUGUGAUACAGAAAAAAAUUAUGAAACAAUCCAUUGGUUUAAAAUUAAAAUUGAAAAAAAGAUGCGCAGAAAGUUAAA
Molecule: messenger RNA, 743 nt
Organism: Drosophila ananassae
Lineage: Eukaryota; Metazoa; Arthropoda; Insecta; Diptera; Drosophilidae
Exons: 2
Coding region: 113-265 (50 amino acids)
Source: RefSeq, a predicted model, not a curated record